Molecule: messenger RNA, 4083 nt
Organism: Sceloporus undulatus (fence lizard)
Lineage: Eukaryota; Metazoa; Chordata; Lepidosauria; Squamata; Phrynosomatidae
Gene: ENTPD3
Product: ectonucleoside triphosphate diphosphohydrolase 3
Exons: 9
Coding region: 2714-4072 (452 amino acids)
Biological process (GO): nucleoside diphosphate catabolic process
Cellular component (GO): plasma membrane
Molecular function (GO): UDP phosphatase activity; GDP phosphatase activity
Source: RefSeq, a predicted model, not a curated record
GAGUGUCAGAAGAGAACAGGGAGUGUGCACCUUUCAAUAGGUGUAUAGAAAGUCAUUUCCAACAGGUAUAGCUUGUCAUGUAAGUUACACCUGCUGAAGUUCUCUGCUAUGCAAUUUUUAAUGGUAAAGGAGUCAUGUACUCUUUUGUACCAGACCACACAAAUCAUCAUUAUUAAUUGCUUACUUUUGUGUGAGAGCUCAACUGCUGAUUUAAUGGUAUAUUAAUAAUUGUUUCAACCUCGGCUCUUCUCUUUCUAAAUGUUAAUCACAAACAUGAUUAUGCAAAAACCUGUUCAGGUAGAUUCCAUACAGUCAUUCAAACCUUGGCAACUGUAACGUAUGAAUUAAAGUAGUAUUUCCCAACGAUGGUCUGGUUUGGACAAUAAUGUCUACUUUUAUGUAUUGGGCUGGGGAGUGAGAUUGUGUUGGCCACUAGACAUGGCUGAUAUAACUGCAAUGCCACCAGAUAUCUCAGUGGCAAUGUUGCACUUCAGUAUGGAAUAUGUGUACAACAUUCCAGGCCAGCAUAUACACAUAGUGAGGCUAAUACUCCCAGGCAAAGCCUAUGAUUCUUGGGUUUUUUGUGUCCACUUUUUGAUGUAAGGCACUGAAAGUGAUAAAGGUAGGCUAUGUAGGCAAGAAGGAAAGGUAUGCUCUUGCUCCUUCCUCACACACUAUGGCAGAUUAUCAUCAAAAUCAAUGGCUCUUUCACAGUACAUAGUCAUAGCACUGUGAUUUCACUUUAAUUGGGUUUGCAGUUUGGUGAGGCACUAGACCUCUGUGGCAGAGGUGUUUAAACAUCCCUCCCUAAGAUGAAAAUCCCAGGAUUCCAUGAGGGAACCAUUGAAGUUAAAGUGGAACCAUAGUGUUAUAAUUAGGCAGCAUGAAAGGGCCCCAGCAGGUCUUCUUCAGGAUGACCUCCAUUGUUGUUGAUCCAUCCACUCCACUUUUGUUCCUCAAAAGAUACAGGGUACAUGCACAGUCUCUGGAACCAGUGUUGUCUCUCACAGCCUUGAUAUUUCAGAUGGGCUAUUUGCUCACUCCACUUCUACAUAAACAUCUUGCAAAUUUAUGUGAGCCUGUUUGCUGCAUCAUUAUCUGACUUUUUUCCCCUCACACACAUAGCACUCUUAUUUUAUUCUUUAAAAAUUGUUCUGAGAAUAUGAGGGGAAGUGGCUGCAUAGUGGACACAAGGACCAUCCAGUCAGUGGCAGUGCUAUGCACAGCCCUAAUCCAAAAACAUGUUUGGGGUAACUAUGUUGGCCAUAUAGCAAAGUACAGUAACAUCCAAGAUCCACAAAGCAGUGAUACCAACCAAAAUUGAGUCAACUAAAAUACACAAAAUGCAUGAUGCAAACUUUCAAAGUUCAUGUUUCUUUAUUUCCCCCCCCUCUCAUGUGUAACACCUUUGACUGAUGAAGGAGCCAGUGGAGCUUCAAAAGCUUGCAUCAUGUAUUUUGUGCAUUUCAGUUGGCCCAAUUUUUGUUGGUAUUACUGUUUUGUGGAUUUGACAGUUAUUGUACUCCAAAGAGUGUGGGUGACUUUAUGAGAGACACAGGGAACAUCGAAUUAGCACUGGGAAAACCAGGCUUCCGCAAAUCUGACUUCUGUAAAAAAGCAAAAGAACAGGUUUCCCCUGUGCUUAAUCCAGGGACAGAGAAUAUGUAGUAGUCUGUAACCACAAUGAUCUUGCUACUGACAUUACAUAAAAUUAAAAUAUAUGCACACCUUAUUUCCUUCCCUGGAGUGGGAAAGUGAGGAACCUGAGAUGAUUAUGAUUAGGUCGGAAGAGUAUAUUGUAUAAUUUGUGGUGAUGGUUUGCUGUUGUCCCACUACAAGGAAGGAGCUGCCAAAAUGCUUGGUAUCCAUGUAUUAGAGUUUUGUGCACAAACUGUUAAUCCAGAACAAUUCUCUUUUUUGGAACAAUGGUAGUUAGGGAGGUAGUUAUAUAAAUACGGUCAUAUUAUAACUGAGAAGAUCUCUGUGUGCUGAUGGUGGAAAUCUACCCACCUGAAAGGGCUUACAGGUCCUCUUGAAAGAGAUCUUUCUUGACAGUGCAUGUUUUCCUCAGGGCAGGAUUUGAACUUGAUAGGUGCAAUUUUCUGCUUGUCUCACUGGUUAAAACAUGUUGGUGGUAUUAUCCUUCUGCCUCUGCUUAAGGUCAAGGAUGAAAAGACAAGUAGGGGAACUUAGUUGUUGAAUAUGUUGAGAAGCUAAGAUGCACUACAGAUAAAAUCAGGUACAAAUCUGUAGAAAUAAUAGCAUUUAACUUGUAGAAGAAGAUUGCUUAUAAAGACUCGCAUGUUUCAAGCUAAGGGCAGAGGAGGUCUGUUUCCCUUUUUCCUACCUUUGAAUUUUUAAAGCCUCAGUUCUUUCCAUCCUAUAGGAUGUUGCCAUGGAUGUUAUAGCAGACUGAUAGCACUACAACAGUGUCAUGUGAAUGGAUCCCAGGUAUUUGGUGUUUAAAGAAAAAGAAGUAAAGUUACACUAGUUAGUAUAAAGAGAUAAAAGGCUCAUUAGAUCCCAUUUUUUCUAAAACCUGUGUUUAUCUUUUUGCAAAAUAAAUACGCUCUGGGUUCUAACUGAUAUAACCUUUUCCCACAGUAUGGAAUAGUGCUUGAUGCUGGAUCAUCUCGAACAACAGUCUAUGUGUAUGAAUGGCCAGCAGAAAAAGAAAACAAUACCGGUGUCGUAAGUCAGACCUUCAAGUGCAAUGUUAAAGGGCUUGGAAAAGUUACUUUUUCAGAGUACUCUUCCAGGAGCUAUAGUAAAAAAAAGUCCAGGGAUAUCUAGUUAUGGAAGUAACCCCCAAGAAAUCGCUAAGCCCAUCAAUGAUUGCAUUGAUAAAGUCAAGGAAAAAAUUCCUUUUCAUUUGCAUAGAACCACGCCUGUGUACCUGGGAGCCACAGCUGGCAUGAGACUUCUGAGGUUGCAAAAUGAAUCAGCAGCCAGUGAAGUCCUUGAGAGCAUUCAAAACUACUUCACAUCCCAGCCCUUUGAAUUUAGGGGUGCUCAAAUCAUAACUGGGCAAGAGGAAGGGGUGUAUGGAUGGAUUACAGCCAACUAUUUAAAGGGCAAUUUCUUGGAGAGAAACAUUUUGAGUACCUGGGUCCAUCCUCAUGGAGCAGAGACUACAGGUGCACUUGAUCUAGGAGGUGCCUCCACCCAAAUAUCAUUUAUCCCUGAGGAAACUACUGAAACAUUCAACAGCACACGACAGGUGCAGCUGUAUGGCUAUUCAUAUAGUGUAUAUACACAUAGUUUCCAGUGUUAUGGAAGAGACGAAGCAGAGAAAAAAUUGCUGGCAUCCAUACUGCAGAAAUCAAGUGAUAAAGCCAGAAUUGAAAAUCCAUGUUAUCCUCAGAAUUACAAAACUGUUCUGACAAUGAAGCACUUGUAUGGAAGCCUCUGUACUGCACAUCUGAGACCAGAGAACUACAAUAUAAGCCAUUCUAUAAAUGUCAUAGGAACUGGCAAUCCAGCUGUCUGCAGAGAGGCAGUGUCUCUGUUAUUCGAUUUUACAUCUUGCAGAGACAGGGAAGAUUGUUCUUUUAAUGGAAUUUACCAGCCAAAUAUUAAAGGGAAUUUUGUGGCCUUCUCUGGAUUUUACUACACUGUCAAUGCUUUGAAUUUAACUGGACAAUUUUCCCUUGCUGCUUUCAAUUCAAGCAUGUGGAACUUCUGCUCACAGAGUUGGAACCAGAUUCCAUUUAUGUUACCCAAAUUUGAUGAAACAUACGCAAGAUCGUACUGCUUUUCAGCAAACUACAUCUACCACCUACUUAUACACGGGUAUAAGUUCAAUGCAGAGAAUUGGCCUCUGAUACACUUUCAGAAGGAAGUUGGUAACAGCAGCAUAGCCUGGUCACUAGGCUACAUGCUUAGCCUCACCAACAUGAUUCCUGCAGAGAGCAAUAGGAUCUGGUUCCCUAUGAAUCCCUCUCUGUUUGCUGGACUGCUUCUCUUCUUCACAGCAGUGGCAUUGUUGUGUCUAAUCUUCCUUGUGUAUUCGUGUGUUGUGUCACGCAUGCAAAAGAAUGCCUGUCAUGUUGAACAUGUAUUUGCAGAAUAAACCAGUUUCAU